Hyposmocoma kahamanoa is the source of this 602-nucleotide messenger RNA. RefSeq lists its product as uncharacterized. Bases 1 to 591 code for a protein of 196 amino acids. The record is from RefSeq and is a predicted model, not a curated record. The transcript is spliced from 4 exons. Gene Ontology annotation, molecular function: metal ion binding. NCBI's taxonomy places the organism in Eukaryota, Metazoa, Arthropoda, Insecta, Lepidoptera, Cosmopterigidae.
AUGAAUGCCUUGUUAGAUUACGGUUCAUCGUCUUCGAGCGAUACUGAUGAAGAAAAUGCGGAGGAAAAGUCUUCAGAAGAAGCAGUGAAACCCAAAUUUCCUAAACCAGCCAUAGGAGAGAGCGCACUACAAACUUCGGUGUUUUGCAACCCAUUCGUGGAAGCAGAACUUGCAAAAGCAGCGAUUCUAGAAAAACACGUUAAAAUGGUUCCAGGCAAAGACCACAUGCAGAUGAUCAACGGAAAGAAGAUAUGCUGGAACUACCGCAAGGGGAAGUGCCGGUUUGGUCACAAUUGCAAAUAUGCACAUGAUUCUGACAUACAGAAGACUCCACAGGAGCUGGAAGCUGAGAAAGAGAAAUUAAGACAGAAGACAGUAGUUUGUGAAAGCUCCGGCACACAGACAUCCAUCCCGCCCCCUCAAGUUACUUUGGAACCUACACUACCAACUGAUGAUAGCAUCUGGGAAGGGGCACCAGACAAAAAGAAGAAAAGGCCAGGGUUGAGUACAAAUCUUGUUCCAGGAAAGAAAGUACUGCAGAUGUAUAAAGAGCAAAGAUAUAGAGAUAAUGUUAAAAAUAAAACUAAAUAAGUAUAUUUGUU